AUGGAGCCCAGACGGGAUUUUCGAUUUGAUCACUUCCAUUCUGAUCAUGAACUAGGUAUUCCUGAAGACUUUGACGAUGGAAUGCUUGAUGGAAUCGACUGGUCCAACCCCGAGAGCUUCCUCGAGGCCAUGGGGAUUAAAGGUCGGAUGCCCAAAAUGCUCAGCCCCGCCGAAGUUCGACGAGAGGCCAAGGGCAAGUCUCGCCUAAUCUUUGCUGCUUACGAAACUCUGAGCAAGAUCAUUGAGCGCCAUGAGGCCACUAUCCAAAAGAGAUGGUCCAAGAAGACAAGGCAGCAGAGACAACAAAUUCUUCUCAAAGCCUGGCCAGGCAUGCCAGCCUCCCACCGUCCAGACUUUGAAGCCUUGCGAAAAGAGUCCAAGGAGCAAAGGGAGAGAUGCACCAAAUACAGGGAUCACUACAUGUGGCCUAAUAUCAACCAGGAGGACCUCACCCAACCGAAAGUGAUGCCGCUACUCCUCAAUUCCAGAGGGCGCUAUCCUCCCCCCACUUUCGCUUCAGCAGACAACGCCUCGGUACAUCUCGGUCUUGCAUCCAAAUCAUUGGUUGCCAUAUUUCACAACGAGCAUGUCAUGGUUCUCAACGGGGCUACUACAGCCGAAGGAUAUGGCACCCUGGUCGCGUGGGCGGAUCAUCCUGACGCCUUUGAGUGGAUGCACACCCGAAAGCAGUUCCUCCCAGGAGAGGGACUUAUUAUUCUCGAGGUGCAAGCUCGUCUCAUGGACUUUCUUGUCGACUUUUGUCAUCAGAUCCUCCACGAGAUCCCAGAAGCCGAGUUAAUCAGCGAUGCAUAUCCCGUUCAGCCAGAGCCUCCCCUCAAGACAGACAAUGAUACCUCUGGGUUUGCAAACCUGUCGGCGAUGGCAUCAGAAGCUCCGUAUAGACUUCCGAUGCGUCUUGAUUUGGCAAAAGUCGAGUCUCUCCUCGAGGCCAAGAAGUCGGCAGCAGAGGAUCACGUCUGGGCACUUCGUGAAGAUCCCGCGUACUUUGCCCACGAGUUCCUUGAGGUCAGGGACCACCGACAGGAGAUGCUCAAAGACUCUCAAGGACGCUCACACCCCGCGACUAACAAACAGCGGGAACAUAUUGUCUGGGCUAGAAUCACUGGGACCAUACUCUCGGAUGCUUACAUCAACCUUGAGGCCUUUACUGAGCUUCACCGACAAGCUCAGCAUGUGCGCAGCUUACAGGACAAGUACAACACAAAAAUAUCGCCUGAAAAGGACUUGCCUGAAGAGUACAUGGUCGCGUUGCUGCGGUUCAGGUACUUUCUUGAGAAGGAGGCAAAGACCCCGUUGCAGAGGCUCAAGAAGGCGGUCGUCUCAUCGCCGCCAAUGCAAAAGUUCUUUGUUCACGCUCCCCCAACUGAUCCCAAUUCAACAACUAUAAUCAUGUAUGAGAGGCCCGGAGUCAAGAAGACCAAGGAUGAGGAGCAUCUGAUCUGGCUCCUGCAGAACCUGUUGCAAGACGAGUAUACCCUCUUCCUGAUUGGUCUACCUCAUUUCAUGGAUGAGCUCGAGCGCCUACUACAGGCGAACCCUGAGGUGGAUGUGCUGGUCUCAGCCCAUGUGAUCAAGAUCAUCGGUGAUCUAUCAAUCAUGGCUCAGUGCUCAAGACAACUUGAGCUCUACCAACCAUGGGCUCAAACAUUUGAAACCAAAUCCGUGGAUCAUGUGGAUAACUUGAAAGCCGAACAUGAACAGUGGAAACAGCCCUGGACGCAGUUUUUCCCCUCCAUUAAAGACCAGACCCUGACCAAUAUUGGAAGACUCGCUGAACCUUCUGGUGGCAAGUUUUCUUACCCCUUUGGCAAGCGUCGCACGAAGGAUACUGUUGAUGCAUUGCGGAGAGCAGAGGCCAACCUGGAUGCCAUUUGGGACAAGAUUGAUGAACGCUUGCGAUCCAAGGCGCCGGCGCUGCAACGAACAGCUGUUCAUCGUUUCCUUUCGAAGCCGCGCACGCUUCGGAGAACUGGAGAAUGGGUUGAACCGACGGCGCCGACGAAAGACAAGAAGGUCGCAGACCCUGACCUUGACGUCUUGAACCGACCGCUUUCAAAUGUGUUUUUGGAUCAUUCAGAGGAUAAAGUCCAGGGAUCAAAGGCUCAACAAAAGGUCAAGGCCAAGACCAAGGGCGUCUCCUCCGCAAAACCUGCCGCGGCACCUGAGGCACCCGAACCUGACCACGCGGACCCCCAGCCAACAUUCCACGUGGAUGCUAAAACGCUCAAAGUAUUCCGCACCCUAUUCUUCAACCCCGAGGUGAACUCGACUCCCGGCUCGGUUCUCUGGAACGACUUCCUCCACGCAAUGGUGGCCACGGGAUUCCGAGCGGAGAAGUUGUACGGCUCCGUCUGGCAGUUUUCACCCACCACGUUGGAUGUGGGGAGGAGCAUCCACUUCCAUGAGCCUCAUCCCAAGGGUAAGAUUCCUUUCGAGGUGGCUAGACGGCAUGGGAGACGGUUGACAAGGGCGUAUGGUUGGUUUGGGGGCAUGUUUGUCUUGAAGAAGAAGUAG
Molecule: messenger RNA, 2535 nt
Organism: Fusarium vanettenii 77-13-4
Lineage: Eukaryota; Fungi; Ascomycota; Sordariomycetes; Hypocreales; Nectriaceae
Exons: 1
Coding region: 1-2535 (844 amino acids)
Source: RefSeq, a predicted model, not a curated record